Lodderomyces orthopsilosis Co 90-125 is the source of this 282-nucleotide messenger RNA. RefSeq lists its product as uncharacterized. Bases 1 to 282 code for a protein of 93 amino acids. Gene Ontology annotation, molecular function: protein heterodimerization activity. Lineage: Eukaryota; Fungi; Ascomycota; Pichiomycetes; Serinales; Debaryomycetaceae. The record is from RefSeq and is a predicted model, not a curated record. The transcript has a single exon.
AUGUCAAGAGCUGAAAAGAAUAACAAAUCAUAUAAUGCAACUAGAUUCAGAAAGCUACUAUAUUCCAAGUUGAAUUCAUCGAAAAGUUCCGGAUUAGGCGGCGAAUUUCUGUUAAAUAGAGACAACAGUGACUUGAUGAUACACAUACUUUACCUUUCUUUCAUAGAUGAACUCACAACAGAGGCAAGCAAGAAUCUCACAGGCCCAGGAAGUGAUGGAGAGAUCACAGAACAAAGAAUAGACGCUGUAAAGCAGAAGGUAAUGGACAGGUACAAGGCAUGA